This is a messenger RNA of Pantherophis guttatus, 3005 nucleotides long. Lineage: Eukaryota; Metazoa; Chordata; Lepidosauria; Squamata; Colubridae. The record is from RefSeq and is a predicted model, not a curated record.
UAAAGCCAAAAGGAAGUCCCGCCUUUUCCGCUUCUGGCUGACCAAUCAUCAUGCAGAAGUCCGGAGAACGGUGCAGGAUUUAAAUUGCCGAAGCUUUGGCGUCCUGCGUUUCAGCUGCGGGGGCGCGUUUUUUGCGUGAAGGGUUGCGGAAUGGCUUCUGCUGCGGAAAGAGAUUGGGUCAACGUUGCCAAUGAUCUUCUGACAAAAUGUAACAUACAUCUGCAAGUUAAUAGCCUCUCUGACUGUGGAGCUGAAGUUUUUGUUCAUCUUUAUGAAUCAAUAUUAGGAGAAAAAGUCCCUGAUUUCAUAGCUGUUCCUACUUGCCAAGAAGACAAUAUUCAUAAUGUGCAGGCGGUGAUAGAUUCUUUGGCACUGGACUACUUGCAGAUCAGCUUGUCGCAUAUAACUGGGGAAAAUAUUGUGAAAGGAGAUAAGGAGUCUAUUAGGAAUCUCUUGGAAAUAUUUGAUGGCUUACUUGAAUAUCUUACAGAAGAAAUCAGUGAAACUACUUCUCAACAGGAUGGUGGUCUUAAGCAGAUGGCAGAAACAGAAGUCCAGCACACUGAAUCAAAGACACCAGAAGAUGGCUGUGACAUCCCAGUUCCCUCCCUAGAGCAACCCUCAGCUGAAGGAUCUUCUCAGUCAUCAGAGCUGCUUGAUCCAUCUUCGGAGGCUGGUGGUUCAGAAUCUACAAGUGAGCUGAUCAAGCUUGGUGACACGGCUUACUUGUUUUCUCUGAGAAAUGAAGUGUUACCAUCAGAAAAAGAAGUCCCAAAAAAGGCUGCAGGGUCUGGAAUACGUGCAACAUUUAGAGAAUCAUUUGGUUUGUCCUCCAGUGGGAAAUAUACUGUUGUUUCAGAAAGACCAGCUAUAGCAAAAUCUGCUCAAUUGUCUGAAGAGCAGUUGAGUUCCAGUGCUAAGAAGCUUGGGGACCCAAUCCGUCCAGCAAUCGCUUUGCAGCCCCCCUAUCAACCUUCCGUCAGUGGAGUCUCUUAUCUAGGUGAAAGAAACAAUGUCACUGGAGACAGGGAUUCCCCACCACCUUUAUUACCACUUAAACCUCAAGAACCGCCACCUACUGUUCUUGCAGAAUCUCCUGAGCGUGAAUCUCCUGUUUUUUCAGAUGGCAUCCAGUCUUUUCCAGAUGCUACUUCUUAUUUCCCAACGGAACCGUCAGGAACAGGAGUUGGUGUAACUGGUGAAUCAGUGCCACUAGCCAGCUCAUAUGAUUCAGAAAAGGAAAUAGGCGAGAGUUUGCAGUACACAUCGAUUCAGAGUUGCAAGGAGAAUGGAUUACCUCAGUUCACCUCUAUACAAACCACAAGGCCCAAACAAAGGAAUCUAUUUAUUGGGAAAAGCCAGAAAGAACGUCCUGCUCUGGCAGACUCUUUUAUAGAAGACUCUCUUACCCAUAGACGUGCAAAGGAAAAACUCUCCGCAAUGUCAGAGAAACUCUCCCGCAGGCUGAAUGAACUGGAUGCGAUGUUAAAGCAUGCUUUGGGUGAACAAAGCCAGGACGAGUUGUCGGGUGACGAGGAUACCCUUUCUCAGCACAGUGACAGUAUCAUGGACUAUCGCCAAAUCAAACAACAAUCAGAUAUUCGUCAUCCAAGAAAAGCACCCAACAGGCGACGGUCAUUUUCUGCUUCCCCGCCACCAUCUAAUUAUCAACCAUCACAUGUAUCAGAUAGUCCUCUCCAGAAAGAUGCAGAAGAGCCAGCGCGAAGGGUGCGAAUAUGUUGGCAAAAUGAACAGGAUCAAAGGAAGUUAAGAGCGAAGCAUCUGAGUAAAGCUUAUGACGAAGACCUAAGAGCAUAUGAAGCUAGAGAAAGACUGGAACUUGCAAAGAUAAAAGCAAAGGCUCAGGAAAUGGAACAAAAAUUCAGAGAGAACGUACUUAAAGGAACUCCAAGAAUCUCACAUGCAGCAAAGAUUUAUUCUCGAAAAAAUAUACCUCGGCAUUCCAAACUCAACCAGAGGAUUUCAAGAGGAGGGUUUGCGAAGCCAAAAAAAGCAGCUCCAAUGAAAGUCAAAGAGAACGAUCUCUUGCCUCUGCUACUUGAAGAUUUUCCUCACAUGAACAUUUCUCAUCCAACAAUGAACAAGAUGUGGCAACAGCAGCUCUCCCAAAUUGAGCAAUUCAAAUCUCCCAGAGAUAGGAACCAGUGGAAACUACAAAAUGAAGUAUUGGAAACACUGAAGAAGCACAAUCUACUUGUGGAUCUUCUUAAGAGAGAGCAGGCUCACAACAGGAGAUUGCAAGAGUUUAGGCAGCGCAUUGAGAGGCAGAAAUGUACACAGAAUAAAAUGAGGGAGAGACGCCAGCAGAUUGCCCGAGCCAAAAAAUACUAUCAAGAUUACAGAGUUCAGCUGCGUGCCAAGAUGAUGAGGACCAGAACGCGGGAGGAAAGGAUAUUUAAACAACUGUUUGAAGAAGGCUUGGAAAUUCAAAAGCAAAGAUUUCUUGAGUUGAGGUCAUAUGCCAAGGAAAAACGUGCUGAACAAAAGAAGCAGUAUCAAGAUGAACUGCAAUCCAUGGAAAACUAUUACAAAGAUCAGUUUGCAAUGCUGGCUGAAGCUGUUUCAGAAGAACGUCGAGAAAUCCAAACCAGAGAGCGAGCACAUACCCAGACAUUAAGUAAAGUGAAACGUGAACUGAGAUCCAAGCUGGAGAAAGAGAUUAAAGAACUGCAGGACAUGAUCACACAUGAUGAUGAUGAUUUGUUUUUCCGAGAACUAGAAGCUGAUCGGCUGAAAUCCAGACUCUUGGUGGCUUCUUUUCAGUGCAGCAAGAACUAUCUGUUUCUUUAAAAGCCUGGCAUGCUUGUAUCAUAUCUAUAUGGCUUUUUUCAAGGAGACCGGGAUCAAAACUAUAAAAUUAGUGGUUUAGUUUCCUGCCCCAAGACCAAGAUUAAGUUGAUGUUAUGAAAAUAUUGCACUGAUAUUUUCAAAACAAAUGGUUUUAAAGACUUUGUCAAUAAAGAUUAGCUUCCUUAUAAUCAAAA